AUGGGCAUUCACGUGCUCGGCGUCUUUGACGCCCUGGAGAACCUCCUCUCGCCGGAGCGCAUGGCCCGCGUCGGUCUGAAGCAGCUCAUUCCCGACCUGUCCUCGAUUAAGAGCCUCAAGGACCUGCAAGGACUGACCGGCCUCUUCGACCUGGACAACCUCGAGAACCAGCCGGCGAUUGUGGCGAUGAAGAGCAUGCUCUCGGAGACGGACCGAAAGAAGCUUUUCCCGCUAAAGGAGAAGCUGGUGCAGGCUUUUGAGGAGACGGGCAUCCUCCACUUGAUGGCCACCAAGCCGGACACUAUCGCCUCAGUCCUGAUCGACUCUCCAGUAGGCAUGGCGGCGCACAUUCUCGAGAAGUUCAGCACCUUCGUCGACACUGAGAACCGCAACGCUGAGGACGGUCGUCUGACGGCCAAGUUCACCCUCGACGAGAUGCUAACCAAUGUGAUGAUUUACUGGACCUCGGGCAACGUCGCCGCUACCUGCCGCAUCUACAAGUCCCUCAUCCAGGAGAACUCCGGUGUCACCAAUGAGAUCAUCAAGGUGCCCGCCGGUGUGACCGACACUCCCCACGAGGUGAUCCAGUCGCCCCGCCCACUGGUAGAGCCCAACUACGCCCAACUGCUGCAGUACACUGACCUGCCUCGAGGUGGUCACUUCCAGGUGUUUGAGGAGCCCAAACUGGUGGCCGACGAUCUCCGCCAGCUGGUGGACAAGAUCCGCGCCCAGAAGCCCAACGGGCCGAUUGGAAAGCUGAUCGAUGGCGCCAAGGACCGACUUGGACUUUGA
This is a messenger RNA of Rhagoletis zephyria (snowberry fruit fly), 792 nucleotides long. Lineage: Eukaryota; Metazoa; Arthropoda; Insecta; Diptera; Tephritidae. The record is from RefSeq and is a predicted model, not a curated record.